AUUUUACUGUAAAAUAUUUCAAUAUAAUUCUUUUCCCUAUCUUUCAAAAUUUUACUGAUAUUACAGUUGGCUAGGAUCGCGAUUUAAGAUUAUAAACGAGCUUCUCGAAACGUUCCUCUUGGAGAAAUACAAAGUAAAAGCAGAAGACUCCAAUACGGAGACCAUCUUUGAACCAAGUCAUAAUUUUCAAAAUAGAUCUGAAUUGCACAAUUGGCUGUCCGAACGAUCUUUAAAUGUUCCAGAAGUAUCUACGACGAGCGGCGUUUCGAAUGUAAAACAAAAGAUCGUCCAAGAAAAAGUUCAUAUACUUCGGCAAAUUAGGUUCGUGCAUCUACAAGUGUGCAAAGUAUCAAAGAUGGUGAACGAUAUAUUCAACGUCCAAAUAUUAAUGCAUACGAUCACGACACUGCUACAUUGUACUAUAUGUGUCUACAGCUUCUACAUGAAUCUUCACAGAGGGCUUAAUUUUAUAAUAGAUCAAUUGGAUAUGACAUCAAUAUAUAUGUUGGACAGCGUGGUUGGAGUCUUGAAGAUCGCUUUAAUGAGCUACGACUGCGAAUAUACAAUGAAACAGGCUAACAAAACGAUAGGAAACAUCCACGCGUAUCCUGUGCACGAAGGAAACGCAGAAUUAACAGAUGAGAUCCUCCAUUUUUCUUGGCAAAUAUCGUACACCCAACUUGAAAAAACGAAAUCGGUUGAUUAUAUAUUGAACUAUGGAUUCGUCCGUUACGUUAGUAUACUUCUUUACAUGGAUUUGUUUCUCCUUGAAUUUAUUACAAAUUUGUUCAUAUACGUUUUACAGUGUUUCAACUUCGUAAUAUCUUAUUUGGUGAUUAUGGUACAAUGGAGCCAAAACUUGAUAAAGAACGGUCCAAUAUUAAUCACAAACGAGACCACCACCUUGUACGAGAAUACAAGUAUAGUAGUAUAACUAUGCAUAGUGCUCGAUAGAAUCGUAUUGUAAAAUUAUGAAACACGUAGGUAAAGUCUGUGAGUGUUAAAUAUUAAUACAAUGCGUCUCGUAAUUAACGUUCCUCUCGCAAAACCGCCGUACAAUUUGCAAUCCUUACACAUAAAUAUGUAGAGGUACAAGGUACAAGACAUACAACGCGACAAAAUCUAAUUAGGAAAAUCGUCAUUGUUCAUCUCGUUAACGUAACUAUAAAAUAUACAUCUAAUAAAGUAUAACAAAUGAUAGUAUUUGAGGACUUUACGAGACGUAGUGUAUGUGUA
Messenger RNA from Bombus huntii, 1236 nucleotides. RefSeq lists its product as uncharacterized. The record is from RefSeq and is a predicted model, not a curated record. The transcript has 4 exons. Lineage: Eukaryota; Metazoa; Arthropoda; Insecta; Hymenoptera; Apidae. The coding region runs from base 356 to 934 and encodes 192 amino acids.